CUAAGAUAACAAAGGCUAACAGUUCGGGGUCCUAUCUUCAACAGUUUCCACUCUUCACUCCACCACUGCAAGGAUUCUAAUGAAACGUACGCUACGAAUUACAGGGCUCUUGAGGGGUAUCCGUUAGAGCCUCGUUCCUUGACUUGCAUUAAAGCAUGAAAAUAGCCGGCUAAUUCUUUUCUCUCGACUUGGGUGUUGGUUUUCUUUCUGGACCUACAUACUUUUGUCGUCUGUGAUACCAUGCAUUCAGGCCUCGAUGAAGUCCUGACUAUCAAGGGUGGCCUCACAGCCGUGCUGGGUAUAGUUGGUUGCUGGAUUGCCUACCAUACUCUUCUCUUUAUAUAUAACAUCUCACCAUUUCACCCUUUGGCCCAGUUCCCAGGCCCAAAAAUUGCAGCAGCGACGUACCUGUACGAAGCAUACUACGACUGGUGGCUACUAGGGCGCUAUGGCCACGAAAUUAAACGCAUGCACGAAAAAUAUGGACCUGUCGUUAGGAUCAAUCCGGAUGAGCUUCACUGCAAUGACCCAUACUUCACCAAUGAGAUUUAUGCUGUGGGAGGUCGCAUUCGCGACAAGUGGCAACACCAGUUGAAUACCGGAGCUGUUGGUCCAGUAGCAGUGACCGGUUUCUCUACCGUUCCGCAUGAACUGCACCGCAUUCGUAAAGAUGCCUUAUCGAGGUUCUUUUCAAAGGGCCAAACGCUGAAGCUCGAAAGCGAGGUACACGAUUUCUCUCAGCGUACUAUCAACAAGAUGUUGCGGUAUGCCGAUAAAGGUCCGUUUGACGUAAAGGAAGCAUUCAACUGCUUCACGGCCGAUAUAAUCUCGCAAUAUGCGUUUGGCGAACCUAUGGGUUUUGUCGACCAGGAAGGUUGGGAACCUAACUUUGCCACUUGGGUCAAAAGCUUCUUUCAGAGUGCUUACAUGAUGAGACACAACGCCUUAGCCAGGAACCUCGGAGCGAUUGCUAUCCCACUGGCGACUCGUCUGAGUAAAGAUUUGAAGACCGUAAUGGACCAGAUGACGGUAGUGAUACCACGAUACGUGGAAAAGGCCAUCAAAGAUCCGGAUAAUGGUCGGGUUUUCGCGGAACUCAUGGACUCAAAGAUCCUGCCACCCGAGGAGAAGUCCACCUAUCGUCUGUCAGGGGAAGGCUUCAACUUCUUGCUGGCAGGUACGGAGACCACUGCCGCGUCACUGACAGUCAUCACUUAUUAUCUUUUGGCACAACCACAGACCUACGCAUGUUUGAUGGAAAGUCUGCACGGCACCGACCCAUCGAACCUCAAAUGGACAGAUCUGGAACAGAGGCCCUACUUGUGGGCCGUAAUUCAUGAGUCGUUGCGAAUGAUGCCUGGCGUGUCACACAGAAGUGCCAGGAUAGCGCGAGACGAAAACUUGUUCUACAAGUCCCAGGACGGCAAUGUCGAAUGGGUUAUUCCGAAAGGCACCCCUAUCGGUAUGACUUCGAUGCUGAACCACUUCGACGAGAGCCUGUUCCCAGAUCCAAAUGAAUUUCGACCGGAGCGGUGGUUGUUGCCAGACGGUCAACCGAAUCACAAGCUUCAGAAAUUUCUCAUCGCAUUUGGAAAGGGUAGCCGAUCCUGCAUCGGUGAGCAGCUGGCUUAUUGUGAGCUCUAUAUCAUGGCGGCUGCUAUGGCACUUCGAGUUUUGCCGCGCGCCACACUUCAUGAUACCACCGUCGAAGAUAUUUCAUAUGAUCAUGAUCUCAUCGUGGUCCAGACAACCAAAGGUUCUAUCUCUGUCAAAAUCACUUUAACUUGAAGUUCCAGUGUAGGCGAAUCGGGCGUGGUUGCUGUCGGUCAAAUGCUCUCCUAGCUCACACUUGAUAUAACCAUUGGUUUUGACAAGAAUGCGAGGUGAUCGCC
Truncatella angustata is the source of this 1892-nucleotide messenger RNA. Its product is annotated as cytochrome P450 monooxygenase-like protein. Gene Ontology annotation, molecular function: heme binding; iron ion binding; oxidoreductase activity, acting on paired donors, with incorporation or reduction of molecular oxygen. The record is from RefSeq and is a predicted model, not a curated record. The coding region runs from base 241 to 1788 and encodes 515 amino acids. The transcript is spliced from 5 exons. Lineage: Eukaryota; Fungi; Ascomycota; Sordariomycetes; Amphisphaeriales; Sporocadaceae.